AUGAUUACUGCAAACAUAACCACAAUGAGUGGAUUUCUCCUCAUGGGGUUUUCUGACAUUCGUGAGCUACAGAUUUUACAUGGGUUCCUUUUCUUGGUGAUGUAUUUAUUAUCCCUGGCAGGUAAUCUCAUCAUUAUCAUCAUCACCACGUUGGACCAGCAUCUCCAAGCCCCAAUGUAUUACUUCUUAAAGCACCUUUCCCUUCUGGAUCUCUCCUUCAUUUCAGUUACAGUCCCACAGUCUGUUAAUAAUGCUCUGAUGAAUGAUGGUUACAUUUCUCGUAGUCAGUGCACGCUCCAGGUUUUCUUCUUCACAUCUUUUGUUUCAGCUGAGGUGGCCAUUCUCACAGUGAUGUCCUAUGACCGCUAUAUAGCCAUCUGCUUCCCACUGCACUAUGAGGUCAUCAUGCAUCCUUGUAAGUGUAAGUGGGCUGUAGUAGCUGUAUGGCUAAGUGGAAGCAUCUCUGGAAUCUUGUACACAGCAAUCACAUUUUCUAUCACAUUCUGUAGAGUGAAAAUAAUCCACCAGUUCUUCUGUGAUGUCCCCCAGUUGAUAAAGCUCUCCUGCUCCAAUGAUUACCUUGGAGUUGUUGGAGUUAACAUUUUCAUGGCUAUGAUGGGAUUGAUCUGCUUCACCUCCAUUGUCCUCUCCUACAUCCACAUCUUCUCCACAGUUCUUAGAAUACCCUCUGCUGCGGGCCAAUCCAAGGCCUUCUCCACCUGCCUGCCCCACCUCUUUGUUGUCUCAUUUUUUCUAUCCACAGGUAUCUUUGACUUUCUCAAACCAACUUCAGAUUCUCCAACUGUUUUUGACCUUAUGAUUUCUAUCUUUUAUACAGUGAUACCCCCAACUCUCAAUCCUAUUAUCUAUAGCCUCAGGAAUGAGGUCAUGAAAGAAGCUUUCAAAAAGUUGGUGUUGGGUAGAGAAUUCACCAGGAAAAAAAUAUUUUUGUCCUUCUGUUGA
Molecule: messenger RNA, 963 nt
Organism: Orycteropus afer afer
Lineage: Eukaryota; Metazoa; Chordata; Mammalia; Tubulidentata; Orycteropodidae
Product: olfactory receptor 14J1-like
Exons: 1
Coding region: 1-963 (320 amino acids)
Biological process (GO): G protein-coupled receptor signaling pathway
Cellular component (GO): membrane
Molecular function (GO): olfactory receptor activity; odorant binding; G protein-coupled receptor activity
Source: RefSeq, a predicted model, not a curated record